Molecule: messenger RNA, 661 nt
Organism: Empidonax traillii (willow flycatcher)
Lineage: Eukaryota; Metazoa; Chordata; Aves; Passeriformes; Tyrannidae
Product: ankyrin repeat domain-containing protein 26-like
Exons: 3
Source: RefSeq, a predicted model, not a curated record
AUGGAGUGCACCCUCAGCGCAUUUGCAGCUGACCCCCAGCUGAGGGGUGUGGUUGACACACCUGAUGCCAUCCAGAGGGACCUGGACAAGCUGGAGAAGUGGGCCCAUGGCAAUGUCCUGAGGUUUAACAAGAGCCAGUGCAAGAUGCUGCCCGUGGCUCAGGGCAGCCCCUGCACAGCCGCCUCUCUGAGCAAAGCCCUGAACUUGGGUCCAUGCAAUUUUCUGCUGGGGAGAAAUUUCUUUUUCUUGUGGUGGUUGAAGGUGCACUGUUUCCUUCAGGCACAGACAGCCUACCAGGACACAUUAGAAGAAAUCAGAAGCAGUCAUUUUGACUCCCUGAAAAAACAGUUAGAAGACAGAACUAGAGAGCUUGAACGUGCACUGGGAAGGACAAAAAGCAACCAGCAAGAAAGACCUGUUCAAAAAGAAUCCAGACAGCCAGCAGUGGACAAGUACAAAGAGCUGUACCUGCAGGAAGUAAAAACCAGCAAAAGCCUCACAAAGAAACUGGAUAGAGCCAAUGAGAGACUUGAAGAGGCCAACGCGAAGCUCCUUUGGGAGCGCCAGAGAAGCAAAUCUGCAGCCACAAUCAGCGAUGUCAGGAGACGUAUGGCUGCAAUUCCACCUCUGGAUUUAGCUGGCCUGGGACACCUUGGGAACC